Phaedon cochleariae (mustard beetle) is the source of this 1922-nucleotide messenger RNA. NCBI's taxonomy places the organism in Eukaryota, Metazoa, Arthropoda, Insecta, Coleoptera, Chrysomelidae. The record is from the annotation of a GenBank genome assembly.
GUUGAAUUUAUAUUCGCUGAGAUUUGCGAAAUUCUACGCCAACAGCAUUUGGCUCGAACAAAGAGCAAUGUGUUCGAGAUUUCUAGUUUUCUUCCUUGGAAAUUGGUUGUUGGUGUCUGCAUUCCAAAAACUAUCGACCCGCCAUGGUUUGAGCCUGGACAAAGAUCCACUAAACCAGACCGUGUCUCUGAAGAACGUGGUGAUGGACUUUCAGGCUCGAAACAUCGGCAGGAGGUUCAACAACUUCACCAUCAAGUCGCCGAGAUCGCCCAUCAAUGAUGGGGUCAGCAAAAAUAUCACCAUGGUGCUGGAAAAUCUUCUGAAGAAUUACGAGAGUUCACAGCUGCCAACUCAUGGAAGAGACAUACCGACCAUAGUCCACACCAACAUCCUCAUCAGAAGCAUGGGACCUGUAUCAGAGCUUGACAUGUCCUUUCAGGAGUAUUCGAUGGAUUGUUACUUCAGGCAAUACUGGAGAGACCAAAGAUUGUCAUUCUUCGGACCAAUCAAAUCUCUCUCCUUGUCCAUCAAAAUGUUGGAGAGAAUCUGGAGACCAGACACUUUCUUUUACAACGGGAAAAAUUCUUACGUCCAUACCAUCACCGUUCCCAACAAGCUCUUGAGGAUCAGUCAAGAUGGGGACAUCCUUUAUUCUAUGAGGUUGACUAUCAAAGCCAAAUGUCCCAUGGAGCUGAAGAGUUUUCCAAUGGACAGACAGUCUUGUCCACUAAUUUUCGGAAGCUAUGCCUACACUUCGAAAGAUCUGAUAUACCGUUGGCAAAAUGAACCAAGUGUCAAUUUUGUACCAGGAAUGACACUUUCACAGUUCGAUCUCAUCAGUUCGCCCUACAGGAAUUUCACAUUGAAAAGACGAGAAGGUGAUUUCUCGGUUCUCCAGGUAUCCUUCAACCUCCAGCGGCACACUGGAUACUUUCUCAUCCAAGUGUACGUCCCUUGCAUCCUGAUUGUCGUGUUAUCCUGGGUAUCGUUCUGGAUUCAUAGAGAAGCCACUAGCGACAGAGUGGGAUUGGGGAUAACCACUGUGCUCACUCUGUCCACUAUCAGUCUGGAUUCCAGAACAGAUUUGCCCAAAGUUAGAUAUGCCACAGCUCUGGACUGGUUCCUCCUCAUGAGCUUCUUCUACUGCAUAGCCACUCUGCUGGAGUUCGCCGGAGUUCACUACUUCACUAAAGUAGGCAGCGGGGAAGUCCACAUGACCGAGGACGAGUGGGAGGAGUGCAACGAGUCGGAAGAAGAACUGAUUGGCAGCGCUCAGGCGGAUCUGCUGGAAAUGACCAAUCUGGACGGCAGAGCCAGGAAGAGGAAUUCCAUCAUCUGUCCCAUUUAUAAUAACAGCACACUACACUACGAAAGUAGAAAAACUUCGCUGACAUCCCUCACCACUCAAGUUACUCCACCUCCACCACUGAGAUUAACCAUGGAGAGAACGACUCAAACCGAAUACAAGCUGCCCAAAUGGAAGCAAUUUUUGUACUGCCUCAAAGGUGAUGACAAAUUCAGGAGACAGAGACAACGAGAAGCUGCUGCAGCUAGUGAAUUAGGUAGAGGGAAUCAUCAUGGACAUCAUCAUCACAUGAGGCACGUGAACAGCGUUUCACUGAUCGACAGAGCUGCAAGGAUAGUUUUUCCAGCGUCUUUUGGAUUCUUCAACUUGUUUUAUUGGAUGGCUUACUUUAUGACACAAGAAAACUUCAAAUGGGGGGAUACCAAAUUGAGUGCACUGAACCACUAAAUGGAUAUACCGAUUCCUCGCUUGAUUCAAUAAGAUUGGUUAUUUUUGCUGUCAAUGUCAAUUUCAUUAACUUUUUAGUUAAUUCAGUCUGAGAUAAGUCGAUAGAUGAUAUUAUUAAAUUUUUAGUGAAUUAUUUCCUCUUACCAUAAUGCAACACGCUGUAUAGAGC